This is a messenger RNA of Medicago truncatula (barrel medic), 1661 nucleotides long. Its product is annotated as benzyl alcohol O-benzoyltransferase. The transcript is spliced from 2 exons. The coding region runs from base 138 to 1517 and encodes 459 amino acids. The record is from RefSeq and is a predicted model, not a curated record. Lineage: Eukaryota; Viridiplantae; Streptophyta; Magnoliopsida; Fabales; Fabaceae.
UAGACUUCGGUUGUACUAUUAUUUUCAAACGCUCCAUUUAUAGAUAGAUAGAAGGCAAUCAAUGUAUAGCAACACACUUAAACGAAACGAACCACUUAUAUAAAACUUCUGUCUUUUUUCCCCUUCCUUCUGAUAUCAUGACUUCAUCACCAUUGUUGUUCACAGUGCGGAGGUGCCAACCAGAGUUGGUGCCACCAGCUGCACCCACUCCUUGUGAAGUUAAACUAUUAUCUGACAUAGAUGAUCAAGAAGGUUUGCGCUUCAAUAUUCCUAUGAUCUUUAUCUAUCAUCACGAACCAUCAAUGGCAGAGAAAGACCCUGUUAAGGUUCUGAGACAUGCACUCUCACAAGCACUUGUUUAUUACUAUCCAUUUGCGGGAAGGAUUAGGGAGGGAGCUAGUCGCAAGUUGAUGGUGGAUUGUACUGGCGAGGGUGUCAUGUUCAUUGAAGCUGAAGCUGAUGUAACACUUGAUCAAUUUGGUGAUGCCCUGCAUCCUCCAUUCCCUUGCUUCCAUCAACUCCUAUAUGAUGUUCGAGGCUCGGAACAAAUUAUGGACCGUCCCAUUCGACUCAUACAGGUCACACGUCUCAAGUGUGGUGGGUUCAUAGUGGCCAUGAAUUGGAACCAUACGAUGGGCGAUGCAGCUGGUUUGAGACAAUUCAUGAAUGCAUGGGCAGAAAUGGCUCGAGGAGCAUAUCGACCUUCCAUUCAACCUGUGUGGAAUAGGGAGAUUCUAAUGGCAAGAGACCCUCCACGCAUUACAUGCAACCAUUUUGAAUACGAACAAAUUCUUUCGCCAAAUACAAUUAAGGAAAAAGAUACUGCUUCUCUAGUCCAUCAAUCUUUCUUCUUUAGAGCUUCUGACAUAGCCACACUUCGUCUCUUGGUUCCAUUUCACCUUCGUCAAUGCACCACAUUCGAUCUUAUCGCUUCAUGUUUUUGGUGUUGUCGCACAAAAGCAUUGCAGUUAGAGGCAGAUGAAGAGGUACGAAUGAUGUGCAUCGCCAAUGCACGCUCGAGGUUUAAUGUUAACAAUUCGCCACUUGUUGGAUACUACGGUAACUGUUUUGCUUACCCAGCGGCCGUCACCACUGCAAGGAAGCUUUGUGGAAACCCAUUUGGUUAUGCAGUGGAGUUGGUAAGAAAAUUAAAAGCUGAAGUUACAGAGGAAUACAUGCAUUCUGUGGCCGAUCUUAUGGUUAUUAAGGAACGGUGUUUAUUUACAACUGUAAGGUCUUGUAUUAUUUCAGAUUUGACUCGUGCUAGGCUCUCAGAAGUGAAUUUCGGAUGGGGUGAAGGGGUGUAUGGUGGAGUUGCAAAAGGUGGGGCUGGACCUUUUCCUGGAGCAACCUAUAUCGUCCCAUAUAAGAAUAUAAAAGGAGAAGAAACUUUGAUGUUACCAAUUUGUUUGCCCUCUGAAGAUAUGAAGAGGUUUGCAAAAGAGUUGGAUGAGAUGCUUGGUAACCAAAAUCAUCCUACAUUGAGUGCUCCUAGUUUUGCGAUGUCUACCUUAUAGUUUGUUGUAGUUUGUAAAAUUGUACUGUCGUGAUUGCUGUUAAAUAAAGUUGGGGGCUUGUGUGCUAUAUAAUGAUAAUGAAAGACCUGUUUGUUAUUGUGAUAUAUUAACUAGUAUAUAGGUUUUCAUAUUAUAAUUCUGUCA